AUGAUGCCGUUUCCCGCGGCCACCCAGGGCGCACAACAGCCGGCGCCGCCGCCGCAGAAGCACUGCGGCAUCUCCUCCCCCAUCAGCCUGGCCGCCCCCAAAGACACGGACCGCGAGCUGACGCAGAAGCUGAUCGAGACGCUGAAGCCCUUCGGCGUGUUCGAGGAGGAGGAGGAGCUGCAGCGCCGCGUGUCGAUCCUGGAGAAGCUGAACCUGCUGGUGAAGGAGUGGAUCCGGGAGACGAGCGAGCGCAAGAGCCUCCCGCAGGCCGUGGUGGCCACGGUGGGGGGCCGCAUCUUCACGUUCGGCUCGUGCCGGCUCGGCGUGCACACGCGGGGCGCCGACAUCGACGCGCUGUGCGUGGCGCCGCGCCACGUGGACCGCGCCGACUUCUUCAGCUCCUUCUACGCCAAGCUGAAGCUGCAGGCCGAGGUGCGCGCACUGCGCGCCGUGGAGGACGCCUUCGUGCCGGUCAUCAAGCUCUGCUUCGACGGCGUGGAGAUCGACGUGCUGUUCGCGCGCCUGGCGCUGCAGACCAUCCCCGAGGACCUGGACCUGCGCGACGACAGCCUGCUCCGGAACCUGGACAUUCGGUGCAUCCGCAGCCUCAACGGCUGCCGCGUCACCGACGAGAUCCUGCACCUCGUGCCCAACCUCGACAGCUUCAGGCUGACGCUCAGAGCCAUCAAGCUGUGGGCCAAGUGCCGCCACAUCUACUCCAACAUCCUGGGCUUCCUCGGGGGUGUCUCCUGGGCCAUGCUCGUGGCCAGGACCUGCCAGCUCUACCCCAACGCUGCAGCGGCCACCCUGGUGCGCAAGUUCUUCCUGGUCUUCUCCGAGUGGGAGUGGCCAAACCCCGUGCUGCUCAAGGAGCCCGAGGAGCGCACCCUGAACCUGCCGGUGUGGGACCCGAGGGUGAAUCCCAGCGACAGGUACCACCUCAUGCCCAUCAUUACACCGGCGUACCCGCAGCAGAACUCCACCUACAAUGUGUCCGUCUCUACCAGGAUGGUCAUGGUCGAGGAGUUCAAGCAAGGGCUCGCCAUCACACACGAAAUUCUGCUGAAUAAGGCAGACUGGUCCAAACUUUUUGAAGCGCCAAGCUUCUUUCAAAAGUACAAGCAUUACAUUGUCCUUCUGGCAAGCACACCGACAGAAAAACAGCACCUGGAGUGGGUGGGCUUGGUGGAAUCAAAGAUCCGAAUCCUGGUUGGGAGCUUGGAGAAGAAUGAGUUUAUCACGCUGGCACAUGUGAACCCACAGUCAUUUCCAGCACCCAAAGAAAAUCCCGACAAGGAAGAGUUUCGCACCAUGUGGGUGAUUGGGUUAGUGUUAAAAAAGCCAGAAGACUCUGACAUUCUCAAUAUUGAUCUCACCUAUGAUAUUCAGUCUUUCACAGAUACAGUUUAUAGACAAGCAGUGAACAGUAAGAUGUUUGAGAUGGACAUGAAAAUUGCUGCGAUGCAUUUAAGAAGAAAGGAACUCCAUCAGCUACUGCCCAAUCAUGUCCUUCAGGAAAAGAAAGCACAUUUCACAGAAGGUGUAAGGUUGACAGCUGUGAAUGACAGCAGCCUCCACUUGUCCCUGGACAGUGAGAACAGUGUGCGUGUGCCUUCACCCACCAGCUCUGCAAAGCCUGGCCCAUUGACUGGCAGCCCUCAGGGCAGGAGCAGUCCUGUCCUGGCUGUAAUGGCAGCGUCUUUGACCAACAUACAGGCUCCUGAAGUUUCCUUGCAACACACGAGUCCCAGUGAGAACUCAGGGGUUGUGUUGAGUGGGGAGAGCCUUCCUCAGACUCCCUCACAGCUUACCAUUUCUGCACCACCAAACCCCACGGUAACCAGAGUUGUUUCUUCAACACAUCUGGUGAACCAUCCACUAGACCUUCAGGAAACACAGCAACAAAUAUAUCUAAUCCUAUAG
Molecule: messenger RNA, 1923 nt
Organism: Castor canadensis (American beaver)
Lineage: Eukaryota; Metazoa; Chordata; Mammalia; Rodentia; Castoridae
Gene: Papolb
Product: poly(A) polymerase beta
Biological process (GO): RNA 3'-end processing
Cellular component (GO): nucleus
Molecular function (GO): poly(A) RNA polymerase activity; RNA binding
Source: RefSeq, a predicted model, not a curated record